Messenger RNA from Centropristis striata (black sea bass), 2250 nucleotides. Its product is annotated as acidic leucine-rich nuclear phosphoprotein 32 family member E-like. Gene Ontology annotation, biological process: regulation of apoptotic process. Gene Ontology annotation, cellular component: nucleus. NCBI's taxonomy places the organism in Eukaryota, Metazoa, Chordata, Actinopteri, Perciformes, Serranidae. Bases 125 to 874 code for a protein of 249 amino acids. The transcript is spliced from 8 exons. The record is from RefSeq and is a predicted model, not a curated record. Gene Ontology annotation, molecular function: histone binding; phosphatase inhibitor activity.
GUCGGGCUGAGGGAAGAUGGAGGUCCAGUGAUCAGAGAUCUGGAUCUGCUGAGCGCUGGUCGAGCAGGAGCUCUUUACCCUUUUUAUUUCUGAUUCCGUUUAGUUUUUGUGUUGCAGCUCCGACAUGGAGAUGAAGAAGAGGAUCAGCCUGGAGCUGAGGAACCGGAGCCCCGCAGAGGUGGUGGAGCUGGUGGUGGAUAACUGCCAGUCGUCUGACGGAGAGGUGGAGGGUCUGACGGAGGAGUACACGGCGCUGCAGGUCCUCAGCAUGGUCAACGUGGGCAUCAGCUCGCUGGCCAAGCUGCCGCCGCUGCCCCCGCCUCUGGAGGUCAGUGAUAACACCAUCUCCGGCGGUCUGGACUCUCUGGCGGUGAAGUGUCCCAACCUCAGCUACCUGAACCUGAGCGGCAACAAGAUCAAAGAGCUGAGCAGCAUCGAGACGCUGCAGAGUCUGAAGGCUCUGAGGAGUCUGGACCUGUACAGCUGUGAGUUGUCGACCCUGGAGGACUACAGGGAGAACGUGUUCCAGCUGCUGCCUCAGGUGGUCUACCUGGACGGGUACGACCAGGAGGACAACGAGGUGCCCGACUCGGAGGCCGACAACGACGAGGACGAGGCCGGACCUCCAGGAGACGACGAUGACGAUGAGGACGAAGACGACGAGGACGCUGAGAGUUCAGAGGGAGACGAGGACGAGGUCGGCCUGUCCUACCUGAUGAAGGACGGCCUGCAGGACGAGGAGGACGACGGAGACUAUGUGGAGGAAGACGAGGAGGACGAGGAUGAAGAGGAAGACGGAGACGUGGACGGCGCUCAGGGCGAGAAGAGGAAGAGAGAACCAGACGACGAGGGCGACGACGACGAUGACGAGUAGUCGCCUUCGUCACGCCGCCUGGCCCCGCCCCCUGGCCUGGCCCCGCCCCCUGCCCCUCCGGUGACCUCUGACCCCGCCGGGCGCCGCAGACUGUCCCGUGACUGAUGAUGUCAUCACGAGAUCAGCUGAUGGGCUCUGAGGACUUUAUUUCUGGUCUUGUGAUGCAUUCAGGUGCAGCGUGUAAAACACAAACACCUGUCCGUCAGGUGACUCGGCUGUGAUUGGCUGCAGCCGGGGUCAAAGGUCAACUGAGCCGCAGUUUUAUUUUUUCAUUUCAGAUUUUACACAAAAAAACCCGACUCAGAAAGAAUAUUUAAUAUUAAAUUAGAUGAAUGAGAUCAAUACUGACAGUAAUCUGAUUACUCUUUGAUCUGAUCAGCUGAUCAGGUUUGACUUCCUGUUUACGUUUGUUGAGAUAAACAAACAUCAGAUGAUCCGGUCUCUGCUGAACCACUUCAGGAUCUGGUCUCAAACCAGAAUCCUCCUUUUCUCUGAAGACUACGUUACCCAUCAGCCCCUGCUGGCUCCGCCCCCUUCACCUGUCCGUCUGCCGCUCUCCCGCUCCUCCUGGUCUCUGGGGUCCAGGUCUCUAGUGGUCCAGGACUCUGGUCUCUGGGGGUCCAGGUCUCUAGUGGUCCAGGACUCUGGUCUCUGGGGUCCAGGUCUCUAGUGGUCCAGGUCUCUGGGGUCCAGGUCUCUAGUGGUCCAGGACUCUGGUCUCUGGGGGUCCAGGUCUCUAGUGGUCCAGGACUCUGGUCUCUGGGGGUCCAGGUCUCUAGUGGUCCAGGACUCUGGUCUCUGGGGGUCCAGGUCUCUAGUGGUCCAGGACUCUGGUCUCUGGGGUCCAGGUCUCUAGUGGUCCUGGUCUCUGGGGUCCAGGUCUCUAGUGGUCCUGGUCUCUGGGGGUCCAGGUCUCUAGUGGUCCAGGACUCUGGUCUCUGGGGGUCCAGGUCUCUAGUGGUCCAGGACUCUGGUCUCUGGGGGUCCAGGUCUCUAGUGGUCCAGGACUCUGGUCUCUGGGGUCCAGGUCUCUAGUGGUCCUGGUCUCUGGGGGUCCAGGUCUCUAGUGGUCCAGGACUCUGGUCUCUGGGGUCCAGGUCUCUAGUGGUCCUGGUCUCUGAGGGUCCAGGUCUCUGGGGGUCCAGGUCUCUGGUCUCUGGGGUCCAGGUCUCUGGGGGUCCAGGUCUCUGGUCUCUGGGGUCCAGGUCUCUGGGGUCCAGGUCUCUGAGGGUCCAGGUCUCUGAGGGUCCAGGUCUCUGGUCUCUGGUGUGUAAAUAAAGUGUUUGUGGUUCUUGUGGUUCUGAGUUCUUUUUAUUUUUUUAUUUGUCGUGUCGCUGUAACUGUCGACUGAUUUUCAAUAAAAACUCUUUUCUGUU